Molecule: messenger RNA, 1780 nt
Organism: Aphis gossypii (cotton aphid)
Lineage: Eukaryota; Metazoa; Arthropoda; Insecta; Hemiptera; Aphididae
Exons: 4
Coding region: 531-1688 (385 amino acids)
Cellular component (GO): nucleus
Source: RefSeq, a predicted model, not a curated record
CAUAAUAUUGGGUUUUCUGUGGUCCAUAGACUUAUUAUAUAUUAUAAUUUUUUAAGUCUAUGCUGUAUUGCUGUGGUCGAACGACCGUCGUUCACUCGUUCUACACUCUACAGGCUACAGCCCUGUACUUUGAAGUCCACGAUCAACGUCUCGUAGUCUCGUACUCUCGUAUACCACAAUCGGCACAACUUCACAUUUCCACUGGUUACUGGCCAUUGGCCAAUGUCUAUAAUAUUGAUAUAUGUCUAAUCUUCUUAGAAGUUUAGAAUCUGUCUUUAAGGUACUCAAGUAAUUAGUUUAAGUUAGUAACUAGGCACAGCCCCACAAGACGCAGACUUCUUCACUCCUUAGAUCUAAUAUCAAGACUCGAGAAUCCUGUUGUUCGAGCCAAAUUCUUAGUGUCUUUUGAAUAAGUCGUAACCAAGUUCUUUCAAGACGUCUUGUCUCGUUCCUCUAAUACUUUUUUGUGUUUUAUCAACCUCGGUGGUGCAUUUAACAAAAUUGUAAAUAACAAUAAGCCCACAAUAAAAAUGAUUUCUUCAAAAAUACUGUUUUUUAAAAACGCUAUCCAGCCAUCGUUUGUAUUCAGAACGUACAGAAACGUGAAGGCAAAACCCAAUAGACAAUUCAAGAAAAAUGAUGUCAAAGGCAACCCUGGGAGUAAUCGUAUGUUGGCCAUGGUUCUAGAUGGAGAAUCUCCUGACGUAUCUGACGUGACAUUAGAAGACAUUGAAGAUGGUGAUAAUGAUAUGCUCAAUUCGCAUUUAUUUUAUGAUCAGCACAUGAAGGAAAUUGAAAAUCAAAAAAAAUUUAAAGCAUUUCAGAAUAUUAAACGAAAAUAUUUUAAAAGUAAUAUAGUACAGCCUAAUUUUUUAACAUACUUUGAAAAACAACAAAUAAAAACUUUACACGAUAAGUCACCCAAAGAAUGGACUCCUCAAACAUUAUCAACAUGCUUUCCAGCAUCACCAGAAGUUAUUGUUAAAAUAUUAAAAUCUAAAUGGAUAUCAGAUGAAGGCCAAAAAAUAUUAAGGCAUGAUAAAUUGGUACAGCAAAAUUGGGAACGUUUUCGUAAUGGACUGUUCAAUGAUAUUUUAUCUGAUGAAUUAAAAAAUCAUUUAAUAAAAUUUUCAGAACGACGACCUACAUUAAUUACUCUAGAGCAAGCUGAAGCUCAUAUUCCUAAACUAGCUGCAGAUUAUUUAAAGCCCCAGGAAUUUGGUCAAAUAAUAACUAGUUACCUUGGUGAGCCCAAAAAUCCAAUUAAUGAACCAAUUCAAAUUGAAGCUAAAGAUAAACCAAACAUUGAGUUGAUUUAUGAAAAUGAUACAACAACUAAAAGUAGUAAAAGACACUUUACAUUAGAUGAAUUCAAAAAUGAUUCUCAAAAAGAAUCUUUUUCAUUUUAUAAUACAUCACAAACAUUGUCAACAAAUAAUAAAAGUGUUGAUGUAGAAAAAGUUGAAGCUAGUUUACAAGAGAAUACAAGAAUUAUUUCACGUAAAGAAGUUUCUGAAUACAUUGAUACAAUGAAUGAUUAUCCACUUGCUAUUCGAAUACCCAAAAGUGUUUGGAAAGAAGGAUAUGUAUAUAGAGUUAAUGAUUGUUUUUAUGAUGACAAUGGAGACUUUUUAUACAGAGUUCCUGGUUUAAUUAAAGAUGAAGAUAAACAACAAAAGCAACAAUAAUGUUCAAUUGAUUUGAUUUAUAAUUAUGUUAUCAAUACUAUAAUACAUAUUUACUUGUAUUUGUGUUUAAUAAAAACAAAUAAUAUCCUAUA